GCUCCGCGGCCGCCGGCGCCACCGCCCACUCGGGGUUGGCUCGCGGCUGGCUGCCGGGGUGCAGAGCAGGGCCGGGCUAGGCGAGCGCACGGACAUGGCCCCGUGGCUGCAGCUCUGCUCCGUCUUCUUCACGGUCAACGCCUGUCUCAACGGCUCGCAGCUGGCCGUGGCCGCGGGUGGCUCCAGCAGAGCGCGGGGGGGCGCCGACACCUGUGGCUGGAGGGGAAUGGGGCCGGCCAGCAGGAACAGCGGGCUGCACAACAUCACCUUCCGAUAUGACAACUGUACCACAUACUUGAAUCCGGUGGGGAAGCACGUAAUUGCUGAUGCCCAGAACAUCACCAUCAGUCAGUAUGCUUGCCACGACCAAGUGGCAGUCACCAUUUUUUGGUCCCCAGGGGCCCUUGGCAUCGAAUUCCUAAAAGGAUUUCGGGUAAUACUGGAGGAGCUGAAGUCAGAGGGAAGACAGUGCCAACAACUGAUUCUGAAGGACCCAAAGCAGCUCAACAGUAGCUUCAAAAGGACUGUAAUGGAAUCUCAACCUUUCCUGAAUAUGAAGUUUGAGACGGAUUACUUUGUAAAGAUUGUCCCUUUUCCUUCCCUUAAAAACGAAAGCAAUUAUCACCCUUUCUUCUUCAGAACACGAGCCUGUGACCUGUUGUUACAGCCGGACAACCUGGCCUGUAAGCCCUACUGGAAGCCUCGAAACCUGAAUAUCACGCAGCAUGGUUUGGACAUGCAGGUGUCCUUCGACCACGCACCACACACCUUUGGCUUCCGUUUCUUCUAUCUUCAUUACAAGCUCAAGCAUGAAGGACCCUUCAAGCGAAAGACCUGUAAACAGGAGCAAAAUACAGAGACAACCAGCUGCCUCCUUCAAAACGUGUCUCCAGGGGAUUAUAUAAUUGAGCUGGUGGAUGACACUAAUACAACAAGAAAAGUGAUGCAUUAUGCCUUAAAGCCAGUGCACUCUCCGUGGGCUGGGCCCAUCAGAGCUGUCGCCAUCACUGUGCCCCUGGUCGUCAUAUCGGCGUUCGCAACACUCCUCACUGUGAUGUGCCGCAAGAAGCAACAAGAAAAUAUAUAUUCACAUUUAGAUGAAGAGAGUUCCGAGUCCUCCACCUACACCACAGCACUCCCCAGAGACAGGCUCCGGCCACGGCCGAAGGUCUUCCUCUGCUAUUCUAGUAAAGAUGGCCAGAAUCACAUGAAUGUCGUCCAGUGUUUUGCCUACUUCCUCCAGGACUUCUGUGGCUGUGAGGUGGCUCUGGACCUGUGGGAAGACUUCAGCCUCUGCAGAGAAGGGCAGAGAGAAUGGGUCAUCCAGAAGAUCCAUGAGUCCCAGUUCAUCAUCGUGGUGUGUUCUAAAGGCAUGAAGUACUUUGUGGACAAGAAGAACUAUAAGCACAAAGGGGGUGGCCGAGGCUCAGGGAAAGGGGAGCUCUUCCUGGUGGCCGUGUCAGCCAUCGCUGAAAAGCUCCGCCAGGCCAAGCAGAGCUCAUCAGCAGCGCUCAGCAAGUUCAUUGCUGUCUACUUUGAUUAUUCCUGUGAGGGAGAUGUUCCUGGCAUCCUGGACCUGAGCACCAAGUACAAACUCAUGGACAACCUUCCCCAGCUCUGCUCUCACCUGCAUUCCCAAGACCACAGCCUCCCAGAGCCUGGGCAGCACCCUGGACACGUCAGCAGGAGGAACUACUUUCGGAGCAAGUCGGGCCGCUCCCUGUACGUUGCCAUUUGCAACAUGCACCAGUUUAUUGACGAGGAGCCCGACUGGUUUGAAAAGCAGUUUGUUCCCUUCCAUCCUCCCCUACUCCGCUACCGGGAGCCAGUCCUGGAGAAGUUUGACUCAGGCUUGGUUUUAAAUGAUGUCAUGUGCAAACCAGGGCCUGAGAGUGAUUUCUGCCUCAAGGCUGAUGUGGCCAUUCCUGGUGUGCCGGCUGAUUCACACUUGGAGAGUCAGCAGCUCGGCCUGAAUGAAGAUGCAGAGGCUGGGGCCAGCCCAGGAGACGGCUCCGUCCUGCAGCCCCUGCUGCACACGGUGAAAGCUGUCAGCCCCUUGGGCAUGCCGCGGGACUCAGGCAUCUACGACUCAUCCGUGCCCUCCUCCGAAUUAUCUCUGCCCCUGAUGGAAGGGCUCUUGGCGGACCAAACAGAAACAUCCUCACUGACAGAGAGCGUGUCGUCCUCCUCAGGCCUGGGUGAGGAGGACCCUCCUGGCCUUCCGUCCAAGCUCCUCACCUCUGGGGCGUGUAAAGCAGAGCCCGGCUGCUGCAGCUACACUGGUGAACUCCACGCGGUCGCCCCUUUGUAACAAAAUGGAAGAGUCUAAGCAUUGCCACUUUAGCUGCCGCCUCUCUCUCUUCCCCAGCUCAUCUCUCCGGUUGUGUGGCCCACUUGGAGCUGAGAUCUCCUACAAGGAUGUUCCGCGUGAUACUUGUGCCAAUACUUGCUCUCCUUGCCUUGCCCCUGCCCUCCACCAGAUAUCUUGGCAAAAUCUCCAAUUUUGUAAAACCAUAUGGAACUCUGAAAGGCAUGUCCAUAAGGUUUGACAAAAGUUUGCCGUGUUAGGUCAGACCUUGGAUUAGAGCCAAUCCUGGGAGGUAGAGAGGGAACAUGUAAAGAGAAAUAGGAAAAUACUUGCACUGAUCAUUCAGACUUAAUUUAUCUCCGCAAACUUUGCCUGUUCACUGUUGGCUACUUUGAUUUGAAAUGCUUUGUAGAAAAAGCACUUUGAAUGCUAUUACAACCACAGAAACCAAGUGCCAGUCUAUCUGGAAUCCAUGUUGUUACAGACGAUGUUCCUGUUGGUUUUCGGUUUAGAACUUAUGAUGCCAUGGGUAUUAAAAAAGCUCUAAAUCGAAGGCCAAAAAUGGGAUUGAAUAUACAAUCAUCACUCAUAAAACGAGUCUUUAUGUGUCAGUGGGUGGCAUGGCUGGCUGAAGUGGUUGCCUCAGGACCAGGCUUACUUUCUAGACCAUUCUUUCUCAGAUGGGUUGGUCAAUGUGCAAAGGCACCAGAGCUCAGCACCCAGGGCCACCUCUUGGUCUGAGUAGGUGUCAUGGGAGGGCCAGAUCUGCCUGCCAGGCUUCUCUGUGGUACAUUUACUGCGCUGUAUCUCAGAUGUUGGAAGUUUGUUUUUAAGAGACUGAUAUGCCCCUGGACUGUAGUACUGGAAUUUGCAGUUCAUGUGUUGGUUGGCCUCUGGUCUAAAGCUAUGUUCAGAAAAUCAGGGAUCAGAAUCCAUUGAAAUAUGGCAGUGUGUGGAGGUGGUGGCCAGUUAAUCUGCUGAACUGGUUUUGACUAAUGACAAAACUUUUUUUAAGAAGGCGAAAAGGAGGGGACUGUCACAAAGAUGAAUAUGUUCUUCGAAUAUUGUCCAAAGGUAUGGGGCCUGAAAUCAUUAAAUUUUUGAAUUUUAAAGUACUCCCCCCAAGCCCAGCCUGUGAAUCAUGUUUCAUUUUGAGUUUCUCUUAUACUUCUUCAAUGAAAGAUUUGUCUCUUGUGCUCGCUCCUACCAAAACCAGGUAUUUAGAGCUUAGGAGGAAAGAAUUUACUUUAAAAAAAAGAAAAGUAAAUGUUCUGUUUUUAUCAGUGACUUCUCUGCAGAAUUCUGUUUCCAAGGGGAAAACACUUGUUCCCUUCUCCUUCCCAUACCCGUGAUGGGAUGUGGGCAUCUUUUCCCAACUUUUUCACAGGUACUGUGAAUUCGCCAUCCUGUUUCCUCAGCCUUCACACUAGGGACCAUGGUCUUGACUUCAGCAAACAGGACCAAUAUGAAGGAAGAUGCUGAGAAACAUCCCGAGUGGGAGGUGGGAUGGAGCCUUCUCCUUCCAAGCACAUGCUCGGCAGGUGGGAAGGGAAGGUUUACACCCUUCCUGGAAAGAAGAGGUUUGUGUGUGUUUUUGAUGCAAAUGCCACAGUCCCUGCUCUGUAAAGGCAGCUGGCAGAUUCUUGGGAGAAGAACGUGCUCGUCUGUUCUCUGGCAUCGAGUUUCCUGCAGCUGCUCUGAGGGAAAGAUAAGUGAGCAGCAGAGCUGCCUCCCCCAUAAAACCAGGCAUCUUGUUGGAGAAGAAACAUUCCAUGUUGCCACUGUGGAACACAGGACAGACACAGAGCUCCUGCCCACAUAUGACUUUUUUACUGGUCCGUCCUUGACAUGCAUUCUGUGAAGGAGAUCGAUCAGUCCAAACUUGCCACAAUACGAAAGUUCACUUUGGAACAUUAUCAGAGAGAUUUCUUACUGAGGUCAAGGAAUUGUGUGUGCCCCAAAGGAACCAUCAGGAGCCACUUUUAGGACAUUCAGGUUUACAUGUGAAAUGAGGCGUCUCUGAGAAAGUGGCCCCAGGAGCAGCAUGGAGGACUGAGGCAGGGAGAGCAUCAGCUGGGCUUUACGAGUGUGGGCAGAGAACUUGCCAAAUGAACCCAUUAAUUAUGAAAAUGGAAAGGGAAAAACGCACUAGUCCAAAAAUCAGGUAAUUUAUUAGUUUGGAUUUAGGGUUUGGUCACUUAUUUUGAAAUACUCAUGGUUGCGAUAGUCAACAACAUCAAACUGUUGUACCAAGUAAUUAAACCACGGUGCAAAUGCCUAACUCAGAAAAAGUUGAGAGGUCUCCAACUUCUCAGUUUUUCUUUACUAGUUUCGCUUUAUUUUUUCCCGCCCCUUCCAUCUCUUGCUGGGAAUGGGAAUUGUUGCCUUGUAGAUGAAGGCAAAACAUCUGUUUUAAGCAGAGCUUCAUUUUUUGGGACUCACAUAUUGUUCCAAACAGUGGAAAUGAUAAGAUGGAAUUCAGAUAAAGGUUCUGUAAGUCACAGACUUUUAGACAUUGAGGAAACAAGAACUAGAAUUUAGUGAUGAUCUCCAGAAAGUUUUUGAUCCUGAGAGUCAAAGGCUUAUGUAGCUAAGUUAGAUGGUGUCCCCUGAACAGGACAGGGAUAAGUCCAAGAUUCCAGGUAAGCAAGAAGCCUUCAGAUAGUUACAGGUAGGGAGCUAGUUGUUUAUCUUUACUCACCAAUGCUCUACAGAAAGGACUUAGCAUCUGAAACAGCUAUGCCAGGAGAAUGACCAGGGAGGUGAAAGCCCAGGUAAAGGUGUGCUUUUCUCUCAGAGAUCAACCUGGACAGGCCCAACUCAGCCACACAUCAGGCAGAAGGUACUAAGGGCCGAGUCUUGGGCCUUUAAGGCAUACUGAUGUGUAGAAAGAAUCAGAAAUCAUUCAGGUCCAGGCCCAGGUACUCAGGUGGGUGACCCAGCCAGGUAAUAGUAUUUUGAGCCCGAAAUGAGAUGGGGCCAUAAAGUCAUGAGACAGAGUUUUGGAUUGACACUGGCAAAAACGGAAGAUAGCCUCAGAUCAGAAAUUCAAAAAAUGUCUUAGCAACAGUGACAUCAUUGGAAUCAAUGUGUAGUAAUUUAAGUUUAUGUAUAUUUGUCAAAGUUUAAUCUUACUACUUUAUAGCCACAGAUGUCUUUUUUAACUAAUCCCUAGUCUCAGGUUUCCUUACUUAAGUACAAAUAAACAGAAAAAACAUCCCUCCGAGAACAUGGGUUUACGUGAUUUUCAGAGCUUCCCCCUCUCCCCUCAGGAUCAAGCAUCUUUUCUUUGAAAAGAAAUAAGGGAAGAAAAUAAAAGCCACUUUCUUCCUGGAGAAGAAACGACACACCCUCUUCUCCAAAGAGAGAAAACCCUGUUGUCUCCAGCCACCUGAACACUUUCUUUUGGCUCUCUUAAAGAAAUAGGAAUUGUUCUUCGUGCGUCUGUUGGAGAGAGGUGGACAAUGCCAAUGUGAAGGUUGUUAGCCUUUUCUGUUCCGUGUCGUUGGUGAAAACUAUUCCUCUCAACUUAACAGAUGGUAUACUUUCAGGGGGCACCAGUGUAGCAGGCCAGGUGUAACAAAAAAUAGGUGUAACUAACUAUAAAUGGCAAUGACAUGCCCCCUCAGUGUCAGGGAAACAGUAGGGCAUGGUGGGAUUGUAGCAAACCGAAAUGCUCCUGUCCUAGCUACAGGGGGCAGCUACUCCAGCCACUUGUGGCCACACAGUGUUUCCUGAUCUUCCCAUCUUUCAAGAGAAGCUGAGAAUCUGGAUUUUUAUAUGAAAAACUGGUUAGUUUUGGCAACUAAAUUAAAAAAAUUUUUUAAAUGCAUGCAGACCAAAUAGAACACAUGAGUAGACCUGAUUCAGCCUACUAACUGCCAGUGUGCCACCUCUGCUUUGUAAGAUUUAAAAUGAAAGGUAUCCAUGGUAAUUACAGAUGUCUGGUGCCACCAGAAAAUGUUUUCGCUAAAUGUUUCUUUUUCCCAUUGUUCCCCCAAAGAAAUUUGAUAUGGUUGUAAAUGUAUUUGAAAUGUUGUGAUUGUUUCUUUACGUCUCAUGGUAUCUUAAGAGAAAGGCAAGCCAGUUACUAAUUUUAAAAUCAGAUUUAUUUUCUCCAAAUUUAAAAAAUAUGACACUCGGAACAAUUUCACUUAAACUCCACAACCUGAAAGACCUUAUUUAUAGUUUUAGCUCUUGGCUUAAUCACUUUUUUAGAUCAUGUGCAAUUCUGGGCUUAGGACAAGACUUAAUAAGGAAAAAGCAGGCAUUGUGGGGAUAGGGCAAGGAAUCCUUGAGUAUACAGUGUAGCCAGGUAUUUGCAUUGUCUUCUCUGUUUUAAAUGAUCUGUGAAUUUACUCUGUUUUGGAGGCGUGAAAUCAUAUACAGGAGAAAAGCUUUCCCUGAUAUUGAGAUAUAAGUUAGGAGUCCUGAUGGAUUGUUGGGUCAUCCCUGCUAUAUCACCUCUUUUCCAGAUUCAGGGUGAAAAUAAACAAAAGGAAGUCUGACUGUAAGCCAAUAGCUUUGAUUCCGACUUCAGAGUUUGGGGGCUGGGAGAAAGUGUGGGUUAUCUAACAUGUUCCCCCUGGUGUCAGGACUGCACCUGAAUUAUUUCAGACAUAUGGCUGUGGAUGGGAUUCUGGAUUUUCAGCGAAGAAGAUUCUGUAUCCUAGCCUGCUGAUCAGAUAGUUCUUUGUACCUCUUCCUUACAGAAAUUCAAACCAGCCUUCUUUUGUUCAGCGUGUAGUGGAAAAAGAACAGCUGGUCACCUUCCUGUAUUUGAAAACCACCGUGAAGUCAUUCCCCUGGUGUUUUUAUUUCAGUGAUAAAUAAUCCCACCUACUUAAAUCAUUCUUCAUAGCUCUUGUUUUCCAAGGGCUUUAUAAUUUUCACUGCUCUUCUGUUUCCCAGCUUCACACUCAGUUUAGUUGCCCAAAUAGAAUGUGCCUUAUUCACAUUGGUGCUUUUUUGAAGGCCAAGCUCAGGAUGGGGAUUACAGGGAGAUUCUUAUGUGCCCUGCUUCUCUUACUACUUAAAAACAUAAUGGCACUUUUAAAAAAUGAUGUUUUACCUGUAUUCAUUCUGAGGAUUAUUCGAUUGUCAUGUUUUUUCCCCCUUGACAAUAGUCCUUUAUCAUAUGUGGUUUUAUUUUUAUUUUUUUCCUUCUUGUGGUUAAACACUCGGUGCUUAUGUGUUUAAUGUCAUUCCUGAGCUGCUUCAAGAUAUUCUUCAAGACCAGCUCUUCUGAGUGGCAGCUGUCCCUCCCUCUCAAUUUUAGAUUCUGUUUUUUAUGUAUCCUUAGACCUCACCUUUAAUUCAUGACUCACAAUAUUAUUGCGUGGUGCAGACUUCAGUCUAACCACUGGUGAGAGACAUCAAUUCCUAAGGGCUAAUUUGCAAAGUGGUCAAGUGAGAACCUCUUGGAAAUUUUGGUCGGUUGUCCUCCCUCCUGCUCUUUGGUUCCUGUCCAGAAUUCAGCUGGGACCACAGACUCUUCAAGGAGCUUUUUCAUUUUCUAAAGGGCUGCAGCCAUGACUCUGAAUUGAAUAAGCAGAAGUCUAACAGAAGCAAACCAUCAUGACUGUUUAUCUGUUUAUGUCAAAUAAAAUUUCGGUUGAGAAAAUUCAAAGAAGCAAUCUUUUGUUUGUAUGUGUUGUAGACAAAGCUGGCUGCUCCAGUGUAUAGACAAGAAAAAAUUACCAUUGGAUUAUACUAAUGUGUAAUCAAUCGUUUGUUAUUUUUUUAAGGUUUUUUUUUUUUUUUUUUUUUUUUUUUUGACAAAAAAACAUCGUCUGGACAGAGCAAAAACUUUGUAAAAACCAAAUGUGUUCGUUUAGAGAGUAGGUAACUUCUCUUUUCACUGUUAGUUUUCUUUGCCCCACUGUGGAAGCUCCUUGUUACUGUGUCCUGGAGGGAGCCUGUGGGAUACUGUGGUUAUUGCCACCGCCUUUGUUUGGUCUUUAAGCUUGUCCUGUGUGGGGCGGGGUGGAAUAGUGAGCACUGACAGACUGUAGCAGUGUGCUGUAUUUUUACAUUGAAAGCAAUGUCUUUUUUGAUUUGUACAUACUCUAAAUAGGUGACAGUAGAUCACAGCUGACGUUUGCAAAAUGUUUUUGUACCUUAGAAUUUCUGCAUCAAAUAAAAUGUUUUGUUUUAA
Molecule: messenger RNA, 8465 nt
Organism: Pteropus alecto (black flying fox)
Lineage: Eukaryota; Metazoa; Chordata; Mammalia; Chiroptera; Pteropodidae
Gene: IL17RD
Product: interleukin 17 receptor D
Exons: 13
Coding region: 95-2311 (738 amino acids)
Molecular function (GO): interleukin-17 receptor activity
Source: RefSeq, a predicted model, not a curated record